AUGACAGUCUCGGAUCAGCCUCUUGAUGUCCUUGUCAUCGGAGCCGGCAUUGCUGGUCUCUCGGCAGCUAUUGCCCUUGGAAAGCAGGGGCAUCGCGUUGUGAUCCUAGAGAAAUCGGCUUUCUUGAGGGAGACUGGUGCUGCAAUCCAUAUGCCGCCGAAUUGCACUUCCUUGCUUGACUGGAUGGGCAUUAAUCCGGUCAAUUUCGGGGGAACAUUGCUUCACCAGAUCCACCGAUAUGGACACGACGGAGAGUUGACGUACAAGCGAGAGUUUGCCGACAUUCGUCAUCAUUGGCAGGCAGAGUGGUACCUCGUGCAUCGAGUUGAGCUGCACAAUCACCUCAAGCAACGCGCUCUUGAAACCGCAACGCUGCAUACCCGGUGUGUAAUCACCGAGAUCAACCUAGAAGGGGCUAGCCCGUCAGUCACUCUCGAUGAUGGUCGCACUUUCAAAGCCGACCUGCUCCUUGGUGCAGAUGGAUUGCAUUCUCAGAUUCGCGAGAGUAUCGCCCCAGACUUUCCCUCCCCAUACUCCGUCGGCAAGUCAUGCUUCCGUUGGCUUCUCCCCAUAGAACAACUAAGACAGGAUCCAAGCACUGCGGGUUUUGUGCAAGAUACCGGCGUGUUUAUCGAGUGGGCAUCCGAUGACCGGCGACUCGUGGCUUACCCUUGCUCUGAUGGCAAAAUCCUCAAUCUCUGUGCUUUUAUUCCUUUGGAUGAAGUUCAGGCAGAUAAGCAAAGCGACAGUAAGGGGUCUCCUUGGAUUUUGACCAAUAAAGGCACUGACAAAUUGGCAUUAUCAGGUUGGCAGGCAACUGGAGACAAGACUACAAUUGUCAAGGCCUUUUCCAAGUUUGCACCCGGUGUUCAACAAAUCAUCGCCAGCGCGGACAAGGAUCUCAAAGUAUGGGAUUUGUACGAUAUGGAGUCACUGCCGACCUGGACUCAAGGCCAUGCUGCACUUCUGGGAGACGCAGCACAUCCGUUCCAGCCAUACAUGGGACAGGGAGGGGCUAUGGCAAUCGAAGAUGCGGUCAGCAUUGCCACCUUGCUUCCUUGUGGCACCACACCGCAGGAUAUCCCUAUGCGACUCGAAAUGUAUCAAAAGGCUCGUCAACCACGGGUCGACCUCGUUCUCCACUACACUCGAAUGAAUGGACGGGAUGCAAAGGAUGCAGCCGGUGAUAGAAUCACACGUACGUUCCAUUAUAUCCUUGGGAAAUAUUCAAGCUAA
Penicillium vulpinum is the source of this 1236-nucleotide messenger RNA. RefSeq lists its product as uncharacterized. Lineage: Eukaryota; Fungi; Ascomycota; Eurotiomycetes; Eurotiales; Aspergillaceae. The coding region runs from base 1 to 1236 and encodes 411 amino acids. Gene Ontology annotation, molecular function: monooxygenase activity; FAD binding. The transcript is spliced from 6 exons. The record is from RefSeq and is a predicted model, not a curated record.